UAUUAUUAAUUUGAUUUCUCACCUGACCCUUUGCAAUAAAGUCCGGGGGGGGAUUGCAACAAUUUAAAAUGCAAUGCUUGAAACGGUUUAAAACACCCGGAGGUGUUGCUUCAGGAUGCAAACACUAUGGAAUGGGAAUGAUACAAUGAAGGUGUUAGGGUCACACUUGUAGGGAGGGGAUUCCACAAUUUAGGGGCUGCCAUUUGGGGCCUAAGUCAUUUUAUGGCGUUAAUCACUAGUGCAAUAGUGUUUAAAUUGGCUACACACCAACACUUUAUGUGAUGCUUCUCUUUCGCCCUGGGAAAAAUGGAAGUCAAAAGUCGGCUUCCUUACACUCAAGCAGAAGGCAUUAUCAGAGUUCAAUGGCAAAACCCAGCAAAAACAUGGAGAUGUAGUGCAGCUGAGGGGUGUGGCCUGAGGAGAGUUCUGAGGGCCAUAUAGAGAGGCCUGGAGGGCCCCAUUUGGCCCAAGGACCUUUGGUUCCCCCACCUGUGGACUAAACAAAAAGGAAGCAGGCUAUUAGUUCUUGCUUCAGAGGUCGAAGCCAGGCAGCCCUAAUUUUCCCCAACCUCUCACAUAACAAAUUUUGGAUGGAAUAAGGCCCUCUUUAUAACAUAAACAUUAUUCAAGACAACACUGGCCCAUUUUCUCUUUCUCCAAAUAUCCAGCCUAGAGCUGAGCUGGCUGCAUGGCUCUCUAAAUGAAAAAAAGGUGCCCUGUUUCAUGCCAUCUCCUCAGCUGAUGUCUCAGGUGUGGAACACAUUGUACCACAAUAAGUGAAACUUGUUCAAUGUCUCCUUGUAUUGCAUUCUCUCCCCCUUCCUGCCAGGCCUCGAUACGAUCCUAUGGCAGUUCAGCCGCCGCCGGAUUCCCAAAAGCAAGCCGCUGCCUAUGCAGAAGAAUAUGAUAUCAUCACCGAAGAAGACAUCGAAGAGAUUAGGGAUGCACUUGAAGGAGGAAGAAUGGCAGAAGCAGCGUCCAAAAUAUUGGAAAACCUGCAGGCUUUGGAGAAUGCCCGGCUGGACAUUGCAGUAACGGGAGAGUCUGGUGCUGGCAAGUCCUCAUUUGUCAACGCCAUUCGAGGCCUAGGGGAUGAAGACGAAGGAUCUGCCGACACGGGGGUUGUGGAGACCACAAAGGAGCCCACUCCUUAUUCACACCCCAAGCACCCCAACGUGACUGUGUGGGAUCUUCCCGGAAUCGGCACUCCAGAUUUCCAGUCCAGCACUUACCUGGAGCAGGUCAACUUCUCCCGCUAUGACUUCUUUAUUCUCAUUGCCUCAGAGCGCUUCAAGUCCAACCAUGCCCAGUUGGCGCAGGAAAUCCAGCGGCUGGGCAAAUGCUUCUACUUUGUGCGCUCGAAGGUAGACGCAGAUCUAGAGGCCACCAAAAAGCGCCGGCCAAAAGCCUACGACGAGGAGGCGAUACUGAGGAAGAUUCGAGAGAAUUGCAAAGAGUGCCUUCAGGCCCAAGGAGUGGCUGCUCCCCAGGUCUUCCUCCUUUCCAGCUGGGAGCUAAACAAGUACGACUUCAUACAGCUCGAGGAGACGCUGGAGAAGGAGCUGCCGAGCCACAAGAGACAUGCCUUCCUCAUGGCCCUGCCAAACAUCUCUUUGUCCAUCUUGCAGAAGAAGAAAGAGGCCUUGCAGAAGCAAAUCUGGAAGCUGGCUACCAUCUCAUGCGGAAUAGCAGCUGUGCCCAUCCCAGGCCUCUCUGUAGCUUGCGAUAUAACUAUCCUGGUUAAGUCUCUUUCGGAAUACCGUCAGAACUUUGGCCUAGAUGACGAAUCCCUCGGCAAAUUAGCUGAGAAGGUUGGCAAGAAUGUGGAGGAGCUUAAAGAGGUGAUCGAGUCACCACUGACCAAAGAAAUCUCCAGGGACCUCGUGGUGAAGAUGUUAACCAAAGCCGGUGGUGGGGCAUUGAUGCUGGUGGAGUACUUUGCCAGCACGAUCCCUGUAUUUGGCUCCGUGACAGCUGGAGGGAUUUCCUUUGGAACCACGUAUUACAUGCUUUACAGCUUCCUAAAUGAGGUGGCAGGUGAUGCUCAGCGUGUCCUGAUCAAGGCCUUUGAGUCUGAUGUUUGAAAGAGUUCUUCGGAUCUCGUGUAGUGAUCCAUGAUGGGUGCUUAGCUUCUAAAUGGAUGGAACAGCACCGAAUCGAACAGAGCUCUGUCCUACAGUUCUCGAGGUUCUUUGGGGAAAGCUAUGGAAGUUAAACUAGAAUGAAGCUGGUUGAAACUUGUCAUGUAGACGUGAGCCAUAUGCAUUUGACUGCAGGCCUUUUUGAAUUGGCUUGCUUCCUUUAGUGAAAAACUGGAUGAUGAAUGCUUAAUUUUGUUUUAAUGUUACCACUCUAAUGACUUUAUAACGAAAGCCAAGAUUGUGCUGUUUUAUACCCAGUGAAGAUCCUCUGGCAACGUUCAGGGCUUAACAAAGAACUGGAAUACAAAUCAGUUCCCUUUUUACUAGUGGUUCAAGCCACAGAUUGUGACAACCUGAAUCUUUAGGCCUGUCUUGGUUUCCUUUCCUUUUUUCUUUUGAAAUAAUAAAAUGUGUCUAACCUAAAGCA
Messenger RNA from Podarcis lilfordi (Lilford's wall lizard), 2568 nucleotides. The record is from the annotation of a GenBank genome assembly. Lineage: Eukaryota; Metazoa; Chordata; Lepidosauria; Squamata; Lacertidae.